AUGCUUCUAGUAGAGAGUAUACGUAAGCAAAGGGUAAUUCGGGGAAUCUCUCAUAUUCCAGUAGAAGCACUAAGAAGAAUCAGAAUUAGAAUCGGUUCAAUUGGGGAAAACCCUCUUCUUCAAGGUCUCAACAGUGUAGGAGGAGGCCCUACUUCUGAAACAAACCCAUCAUUCUUACAUUCUUCUAAAGCGGCAGGGGGUAAUCGAAGACACCGUUCACGCCCAUUCUCAAGAUUAAUAUCGGAAAGUGCUGCUUCUCUUUCCUCCAUUUCAUCUGCCCUAAACAACGCAGAAAGAUUGAUUGAAGAUCUUGAAACAUACAUCAAUGAUCGACUUUUGAGAAGUACAAAUGUUUCACAGAUUCUACCAGAGAUGAAUACGAAUCCAAAUCUAAAUCCUACUGUCCCUGUUUCUUCUAGUUCUUCACAAAGAGCGAUUGCUACUACUAUUGUUCAUUUGGAUAAUCUAUCAACUAAUAGUGCUGUAGAGAUUGAUCUUACUAUAUCGCAUCCUUCUUCUUCUUCUGCUAGGAGAGCUGCUGUUUUAAGGGCGUUGAGUUUGGAAGGUGGAACUUCCGAUUAA
This is a messenger RNA of Lactuca virosa, 582 nucleotides long. Lineage: Eukaryota; Viridiplantae; Streptophyta; Magnoliopsida; Asterales; Asteraceae. The record is from the annotation of a GenBank genome assembly.